AUCCACAAAUCGUGGCGGAUGAAAUUGGCGGCCUGGAAAUUACAAUCAUCGUGACGAUCGUAGUGGCGUGCGUGUGCGUAUCACUAGUCGUGGUUGUCGUCUCGCGCUGCGUGUACCAGGCCAAACACGACCGGGGCAAUUCAACAUCGGACGAGAGCAGCAGGAUGGCGACUCCCAUCAAUAUUGUGACAUUACCGCAGGAGGAUAAGGAGAAAGAGAAAGGCAGUGUGGCGUGGCAGGACUUACCCAAUUGCUACGUACCGGAGUCGUGUACGGCAUCACCGAAAAAGAAAAGCGUAAAGGAGUCCGCUAGUUACAUUGUGCAGCCCACGCCUAGCUCCACGCCGAGUAGACCGAUCACGCUGAAACCGCAGCAGCAGGGUGGCAGCACACCGGACACCACGGCAAAUCAGUCGGACGCCGCCACCGACCUAGACAGUGUGUUCUGUACGGUGACGCCCAUGCAGGCAUUGAGCUUACGCGGUGAUUCACCGCCGCAGACCACUAGCCAAUCGGGUACGCCGAUACUACUCAGUAGUCAUCUCGGCGCAAACAAGAGCAACAGACUCUCGGCGGGUCAAGUGUCACUAGACGGGCCAGAGUACGCACUGCAACGUGGCACGUCGGAACGCGCGUCCACACGCUCUGCUAACAAUACUCUGGGUCGGCCUCUGAAUCCCAGCCCUCUGUCGACUGACCGGUCCCCAGUGCAUGCUGUCAGAGCAGGUGCGGUGCUGUCGGGGACAACCACCAGCACCGCUAGUGGACAGAAUCUCGCAAUGUACCCGGGUUCCCUAACUCCCGGCUGGCCAACGGUCGUCACCUCCAACGGUGUUCGACUGCAGACUGAACGGCGAAUGCACGGACCGGACGAUCAGUAUCGGCAUCCAGAGGACGAUCAGAUCCACCUGCUCUAUAGCAGCACACCAUCGUAUGGUAACCCGUCACCUAACACGACAAUGCGGGGCCGUUCAAACACUCUGCCCUAUCCUGAUCUCAUCUAUUCCUAUGACUCGCUGAAGGCCGAGGUGGACAGUCUGCGGCGAAAGGCAUCGGCCCGGCAAGGGAGCAGUGUCGACUCGAGGCAGCAAUCGGCACUGCACACCGCUGACGUCUGAGGUAUACUGUGAUAGCAGCAGUGUCGACUCCAGGCAGCAAUCGGCACUGCACACCGCUGACGUCUGCCGUAUGCUGUGAUAGCAGCGUCGCCAUAAGGUCAGUUCUGCACGGGCAGGCAUGCUAUGAACCAGGCAGCACUGAGCCACUGAGACUUGCACGAGUACGGUAUGAGCUGCCCUGUCUUCGGCUAUAAGGUAUUACGACAACUCAGGUGUCUGGAUGCCUUGUACAUUAGCACACACAUGACAGUGUGUAUGGGCUGAUUUCGCGCACUCAGCGUUAUGUACGUACAUGUGCCUUAUAAAUAUAUACACGUGAGUGUACUGGAGAGAAGAGAAUUGGCGUGACUUCAACUAGUUCUAGGCGAUAUGACAGUUGGACAUCAUAUGCGGCCAUGGUAAAGUUUAUUGAAUGUUGAUUUUUGAGCCGGCAGAAAAUACUUUUGAUUCACAGCGGACAUAUGCGACACUGUUGAUGUAAUUAUGUACAAUAUGAAAUCAUGAAAAUCAUGCUGGCAUGCCGUAUUACAGCUGGGGACUAUCAACACUAUUGAGUGAGAAUCUGUAUUAUUACCAUACAGUUUAGAUCUAUGGAGGAAGUCCAAGGUCCAGCACAUUAUGUGUAUGCAUCGUAAUCAUGAUUCUGAUGGCUUACUUCCGGUUGAUAUCUCAAUACUGUUA
This is a messenger RNA of Sycon ciliatum, 1799 nucleotides long. RefSeq lists its product as uncharacterized. The record is from RefSeq and is a predicted model, not a curated record. Lineage: Eukaryota; Metazoa; Porifera; Calcarea; Leucosolenida; Sycettidae.